Molecule: messenger RNA, 4385 nt
Organism: Tachysurus vachellii
Lineage: Eukaryota; Metazoa; Chordata; Actinopteri; Siluriformes; Bagridae
Gene: sema3e
Product: sema domain, immunoglobulin domain (Ig), short basic domain, secreted, (semaphorin) 3E
Exons: 17
Coding region: 536-2839 (767 amino acids)
Biological process (GO): negative chemotaxis; positive regulation of cell migration; neural crest cell migration
Molecular function (GO): chemorepellent activity; semaphorin receptor binding
Source: RefSeq, a predicted model, not a curated record
GGAGAGGCAGUAUUUCACUGAGCUGAAAGAGAUACAGAGCUGCGGAGGAGGAGAGAGAAAGAGAGAAAAAAGAGAGAAGGUGGAGGCAAAAGACAAGCCUUCUUCUCCUUUGUAAGACAAGUGAGCAGUACACCUCGAGCGCUCCAAAAUCAGCACAGACCUUGACUGACACACACUCAUGCGUGCACACCCACACCCAGCACGUUUGAGGUUGUGGAAUGUGCCUGCUGUGGUGGAGACUGACAGGGCAGGCAGCCAGCGUUGAGUCACAGCACUGCGCUUUCUAUAGAAGAACGCCGGCUGCGCCCUGGAAACACAUACAGAAAGCUUUGCACAUACAAAACACCCCUGAAUACUACGGACAUAACACAGAUACUUCCACACCCAAGGAUUAAUGAUUGAUGAAACAGUGACUGCAUGCAAGCCAGAACCGGGGCUGUCAUCUCUGCACUGAAUGAUGGAUGCUCCUUGUCCUGGAUGGUAGGCACUGAGGGACCUUUCAACAGGAUUGUGUAUACAGUGUGUGAGUGUCAGGAUGGCGACAUGGAUCUGGACCGUUGUACUUUGUGUGGCACUGUGGAGAGAGUCUUCUGUACGAGGAUUGAAGAACUAUCCAAGAUUACGGCUGUCCCAUAAAGAGCUGUGGGAGUUAAACAGGACAUGGGUGUUCCAGGCGGCAGAAGGGAGUCUGCAGCAUUACAGUAUGCUGCUGGAUGAGACUCAGGAGAGGCUUAUUAUUGGAGGAAAAAACACACUGUACUCUCUUAACCUGGACAGAGUCAGUGAACCUCAUAGAGAGAUCCACUGGGCUACCUCUGAAGAGCAGGUGAAGGACUGUCUUAUGCAGGGCAGGGAGAAGCCGGAGUGUGCUAACUACAUCAAGCUGAUCCAGCCAUAUAACAGCACUCAUCUGCUGGCAUGCGGCACUGGAGCCUUCAGCCCGAUGUGUGCCUACAUCAGAGUCAGCAAUCAAGCAGAGGAAGGAGUGUUUCAGCUAGAAUCGGAGCACAUUGAGAGUGGCAGAGGGAGAUCCCCGUUUCAUCCCAACAGCCCCACAAUGUCCACGGUGUCCAGGGAUCAACUGUUUGUAGCAAUAUACACUGAUUACUGGGAGAACGAUGCUGCGCUGUAUCGACUCGGCAGCCAUAGCUACACCAGGACCGAAGUAGGAGACAGACAGCAGCUAAAUGAGCCCAAGUUUGUUGGUUCUGUGGUGAUCCCUGAUAACGAUGACCCUGCUGAUGACAAAGUUUACUUCUUCUUCACUGAGAAAGUGUCCACAACAGAGGCAGGAAAUAAGGCUGUCUACAGCAGGGUGGCUCGUGUAUGCGCUAAUGAUCAAGGUGGUCAGAGGAUGUUGGUGAAUAAGUGGAGCUCUUUCCUCAAGGCUCGUUUGACAUGUUCAGUUGCAGGACCCAACGGCAUCGACACCCACUUUGAUGAGCUGGAGGAUAUCUUUGUGCUGAAGAGAAAGGAUGAGAAGAACCCUGAGAUCUUUGGUCUAUUCAGCACAACCAGUGCCGUGUUUAAAGGUUAUGCUGUGUGUGAGUAUAACAUGGAGGAGAUCCGAGCUGCAUUUAAUGGUCCGUUCGCACACCGAGAGCACAGUGACCAUCACUGGGGUGUGUAUGAAGGGAAGGUCCCAUACCCUCGCCCUGGAUCUUGUGCCAGUAAGAUUAAUGGUGGCCAGUUCUCCAGUUCUAAGGGAUUUCCAGAUGAGGUUCUGCGCUUCAUACGUUCACAUCCCCUCAUGUUCCAGCCAGUGCAGCCGGUCCACAGGAGGCCCAUCCUGCUGGACACAGAUGGUGGACGCAGGCUCACUGAGAUUGCUGUGGACAGAGUGGAGGCUGAGGAUGGACAUUAUAAUGUCCUGUUCAUUGGGACAGAUGAUUCAUUUGUGUUAAAAUUAAUCACCAUUUUCAACAAAGAGGCCAACACGAUUGAAGAAGUGCUUCUGGAGGAGCUACAAGUGUUCAAGGUUCCAGUGCCUGUUACAGAAAUCAUCAUCUCAAAUAAAAGGCAACACCUGUACGUGGGCUCAGAACUGGGAGUGACACAGGUUCAUGUGCACCAGUGUAGCCUGUAUGGCUCAGCCUGCGCUGACUGCUGUCUAGCCAGAGACCCUUAUUGUGCCUGGGAUGGACACACCUGCUCCAGAUACAUACCUGCUGGCAUUUACACUCACAAGAGGCGAUUCAGAAGGCAGGAUGUCCGUCAUGGCAAUGCAGUGCAGCAGUGUAAUGGUCUCCAAUUGAACGAGGCCCAGAGCAUAUCAGAGAAGUUAGUGUAUGGAGUGGAAAAGAACAGCACUCUGUUAGAGUGUAGAGCCCGAUCCCUACAGGCUUUACUCACAUGGUACAAAGUGAAAGGAACAGACAUGGAAGAGAUAAAGGGCGAUGAUCACAUUAUUCAGACGCCUCAUGGCUUACUGUUUCUGAUAACCAAGAAGUCCGACACCGGUGUGUACCUGUGCCAGUCUGUGGAGCACGGCUUUGUUCAGACCAUAGCCAGGGUGACUCUGGAUGUGUUGGAAGAGGACAGACUGGAGAGUCUGUUCCAUAGACGAGACUACGAUGAGAGCGAGGCCCAACUGCGUUCUCACCCUUGCCCCUUCCCAAGCCUCCCAUCUGCCUCUUCGUCCAGAAAGCUCUGGUAUAAAGAAUUUAUGCAGCUGAUUGGUUACAGCAACUUCCAGCGAGUGGAACAGUACUGCGAGAGGGUGUGGUGUGCAUCCGAAAGAAAGCGGAAGAAGCUCAAAGGCGCACCGUCUAAGUGGCGGUAUUCCCAGGGGGGUGAGCGGCGAGCAAAAGCUCGGGCACCCAGACAUAGUGAAGAGUGAAGUGAAGAGCUCCAUAUACCCUGAACUGAACAGACAGACUACGGGGUUGUGUUCACACAUCCAGAUAAUAUUCAGACAUAUUUUGCCCAUUAUUGUGUAAGAUUGCAUUUAAAAAUAAAACCAAAUUAUGUUUGAGUUUUAGUAGUAUCACCUAGGAAUGCUUCUCUAGACACAGUUGGAUCUUAUUUUUGUGCUAUUCAUUGUCAAUGAUUUUUCCAAACUGAAGGAGGAAAAACAUUAAUGUGCAUGUCUGGAGAUCUGUGUUUGGUUUGGAAUGUAUUAAAAUCAUAGAAGGUGUAGAAUUCAUGUAUAUAUAUAUGUAACUGUGCUUGGUGGUAAAGCUUAUUUUGAACCUGAUUUUCAGAUACAGGAAAUUGUUUAGGUGAUAUUUUCAACAGAGACUCACAAAAUGAGAUGCAGUGACCCCACUGUUUCCUGUCACACACUGACAAACAUGGGAGUGCAGUGAUUCCAUUUACAACGGCGUGUGCUCUCAUGUGAGAAGCAACAGAAUAACCUUUUUCCUUGGUUGACAGCCAAAAAAAAUUCAGAUUCAAUGAUUGUUCUUACUGAAUAGAAUGACUCAUUACUCUGAAAAUAUUUAACACUGUUCAUUCUCAGAUUAUUUCAAAGACAGGCAGCGUUUUCUGCACAUAAUUUACAUAUUUAUCAUUUGUAUUUUAUACUAAAUUAUUGUAGUUGGUGUUUGGUAGUGCUUUAAAUGUCCCCAUUAGUUUGAAUUGGAGAUAUGUUACUGCUUGUGUUAAGUCUUUCUAGGUUUUUAUCACUGAUGUGUAAUGAUCAUUUUUAAAGGCCCAGUUAUAGAGGUUUGAAAAGAGGUUUCCAGCAACAUGAAUCAUGUAGGAUUCUAUACACAUGUAAAUAUAAGGUAAAAUGGAGGUGAGUACCAAUAUAGAAGAUCUUCUUAUUUUCGUGUAGGCUACUCUAAUAAAUGUCAUAAACCAUCGUGACAUGCAGCUUGUUAUACAACAUAAAUCGGUGUACUGUGCUUAUUAGCUACUCAUGACAUGGUAUCGUUACUCUAAAGGGGCUUUAUUCAGAGUUGGUGAUUAGAGUUGCAUCAAUAUUUACACAGGUUUAUUAAUGAAGAUUAUUUAUGCUUCAUUCAGAUUACACCUCUGAGUUUGCUAGAGUUAACCGGUGUCCAUUGACUGUGUGUCUGUAACACCAAGGAUGCAGGAAAUUGGGGUGAUGUUGGUGCUGCAGCACCCUCAACCUUUAUGAUUAUAUUAACUGCUUAAUAAUAUAUAUAAUAUAUAGAUAAUGCACAUCAUACAUGUGCUGCUUGAAUGUCCAGCACUACAAUUUAACCCCAAAAUGCAUUUCUGCAUCCCUGUAUAUAACCGACUUUAAACGCAAGCGCUUGUUUUAAGUCUGAAAAAAUAGGGGAUAGAAAAUGUGGACUGGAGAAGCAGCUUUUUUUACUUUUCUGUCAAAUGUAAUCUGAUGUAAUGAGGAAAUAGAAUGUAAAUAUAUAUGAAUGUGAAGAUAGCAACAAUUGAAAUAAAGAUCUAAUAGAAGCUGA